CCUCAUGGGGGCGCUGAUUGCGCAUGUCCGUGCGAAAUCUACUUCCACCAACGAACGCUCUCCGGAAGCUCCUUUUUGUGAGCACGCGGUGCGUCCGGCCUUUCCAACGGGGCAGCGAGCAGGAACAUGGAAUUGUAUUUUGUCGAUUAUUCCGCCAGGCCAAGAUCAAGGCAAGAGAUCUGCGGGGCAAGAAGAAGGAAGAGCUGCUCAAACAGCUGGAUGACCUGAAAAAUGAACUGUCCCAGCUCCGUGUGGCCAAAGUGACCGGUGGAGCUGCUUCCAAACUCUCCAAGAUCCGUGUUGUUCGCAAAUCCAUUGCCAGAGUUCUGACUGUGAUCAACCAGACACAGAAGGAGAACCUAAGGAAGUUUUACAAGGGCAAGAAGUACAAGCCCCUGGACCUGAGGCCCAGGAAGACCAGAGCAAUGCGCCGCCAGCUCAACAAACACGAAGAGAGCCUGCGCACCAAGAAGCAGCAGAGGAAAGACCUGCUCUACUCCAUGCGCAAAUUUGCUGUCAAAGCUUAAAGGCUUUUUCUGGUGACAAAUUAAAAUCUGUACAAAAGACAGUUUGUCAUGUACUUUUUUCCCUUUUGGUAUCUUUCCACCGCCAAUAAAUCUAAAACCAGUUUUAUUUGAUAGCUACUGAUCUAAACUUAGUCAUUUCUACUGACUUGCUCUAUAAAAUUUAUAAAAGCCUAUAUUUAAUCAUCAUGGUACAGUUGGAUUCAAAGGUCAAGCCACUGUCAAUAAGGUCUGUUUCUGUAUCCCACAAAGCUGUCCAUCAGUAAAUAAUGACUUGUCCGAAUUCUGUCUGGACUCCAGUGGAUGGCAGCAAACCUUUACACUGUUCAACAGCCUGUACAUCUAUUAGCAGAGUGGUUGGUGAAUAAACCACCGGUAGUAAAAGCAGAACAAAAUGAGAUAUUGUAUAUAAAAUUAAAAAAAAUCACAUUAUGGAAAUGUAUGAAAUGCUCAUCUGUGAGAGUGGAAACCCCUGUUUGAAAACUAAUUGGCUCAUAUAUUUAUCCAUAAGGUGUUUUCUGUAGAACAAUGGGUAAUUACCGCAAAAAAUAAAAAGUGAAACAUGACUGAAAUUAUUAUUGAUGAGGGCAUUUCUAUCAUCAUUCAA
Messenger RNA from Menidia menidia (Atlantic silverside), 1131 nucleotides. Lineage: Eukaryota; Metazoa; Chordata; Actinopteri; Atheriniformes; Atherinopsidae. The record is from the annotation of a GenBank genome assembly.